AUGUCUGGACAGCCCGCCACCUCACACACGCCGCAACGGCAAUCGCGACGACACAACAACUUCAAGGAAAACAUCAACUUCUUCGAGCCCGGCAAGCAAGGUCGUCGCACUGGUCUCGUCCUGAAAGACUCUGGUGUCCGCGACGAACACGGUCUCGAGCCCGUCAGUGGCAUCUUCUCCUCACCUCAACCUACACCGCAACAGCCAUCGCCCCAACCCUCUCCCCUCCGCUCACCUCAGCGCCAACAACCAAAUGGUAACGACACCGCGCUAGGAUCCUCGUCUAUGCUUCUGCAAGACAGCUCCAUCCCGGAAAUCUCCGAAACACUCAACCUUCGCAAGACUCCCCAUCUACCACCCAAGGCUCAGACUCCGCGCCGUUCAAACAUCCAGGGCUCGCCCCUUCGUCACUCAGCCAUCAAGCCCGCAGACACUCAAUCAUCACCCCAAGUCCCUUCGACGACACGUACAAGUAGACGUCUUGAUUUUGCGAACAAGCAGCAGCCGACAGUCGCUCCUAGCCCGAGUCCUUUCAAGCCGCGUUUCGGAAAGUCGCGUAAGAGCGUCUUUGACCUGCAGCAAUCUCCCGGCAGGCCUGAACACAAUCAGCGAGAUGACGACGACCUCGACAAUUCCGUUCAGCAAGUCCAAGAUGCUGUCAAUGAGCUGUUCCAGGAUCAUGUUCAACAAGAUGAUAUCCUCUCCUCGGCACGCAGCACCAGAUCGCAAAAGCGCAAACUCUCAAAUCCGUCCUCGCCCGUCGUAACACAACCUCGGUCAGUCUCAAAGUCCAACAAGCGCCCAAGGACGAGCCUCGUACAUCAGCAAGAUCAGACAGUCUUGGAUCACACCGUCGCGGACCAGACAGCGAUAGAUUACACAACCGUCGAUCAGACAGUCAUGGACCACACAGAAUUGCCUGACCAGACCGACGCCGACUACACGUAUAUCACCGUAGACCAGACAGAAAUGCCCGAUCGGACAGAGUUGCCCGACCAGACAGAACUCCCAGACCAGACCGAAUUGCCUGACCAAACGGAACUCGUCAACCAGACUGAAGUCAUGGACCAGACCGAAGCGCCAGAAGAGACGGGAAUUGAAUAUACUUGGGUCGAUCAGACGGUCUUCGACCCUACAGCGUACGAUCAGACGGUGGCAGAUGAGACAGAGAUGGAACCGACUUUAGCAGAUGAGACGGUCAUGGACAAGACGGAUGUGACGCGUUUCUACGACCGCACAAUGGCAGACAUCGCCGAAGAAGACAUCGCAGAAACGACAGAGCUUCCCGAUGAACCUGUAGUUGAAGCGUCUGCUCCUCUUUCAACAAAGAAGAAGAGGCCAUUCGAAGUACGAAAAGACGCCCAGCCUCACGAGGAUGAUGCGAGCGAUCACGAUCAAGAACUCCGAUUAUCUUCACCUUCACAUGCCGCCCAAGACUUCAUUCCUCCACCCGAAGAUGAUGUACAGGACGAAUCCGAACACGAGCCUCAGCCAGAACCCACCAAGAAGCGCGGGCGCGGCAAGAGCGCAGCAAAAGCCAAGGGAAAGAAGAAACAACCAUGCGCCAGCGUCGAGCCACGUCCAAGAACAUCAAGAGACAGCGAAUCUGUCGGUCCUGAUGGUCUUAAGAAACCCGGUCCUAAGUCGAUAGUAAAUCUUCGCGCCGGAACUCCCGCUGAGGACGAAGGCGCCAAAACUACGAGAUCUGGCCGUACAUCGAUAAAGCCGCUGAAAUACUGGUGCAAUGAGACGUACAUAUGGAACCAGGGUGAAGUGGAAGGCAUUGUUCGUGCCGAACCUGUGGAGCAACCGAAGCCAAAGCGUGCUGCUCCGUCGAGAAAGAAGGGAACGCGCUUGGGGCCCAUCAAGGAAGACGAAGAGGAGGACGAAGAUUUAUUGCCAGAAGCCUGGGAGCAGGAACUGGGUGUUAUCAACAGCACAGUUCGAGCUUGGGAUCCUAGAACCGGCACUGGCAGUACUGAAGUCGAAGGAGUGAAUGAGGACAUUGCGUUUGCAUCUACAGCCAUCAAAACACAAGACGUCCACGGCUCGUCAUUUCGCUAUGCGAAGGUUAUGACCCUUCCAUUCUUCGGAUCUGGCAUGGUGGAAAUUCCACCAGACGGCUAUAAACGCAUGAAGAAUUCUCGCAAAAUGCAAAUGGUGUUUUUUGUGCACGAAGGCAAAGUCACGGUUGAUAUCGAAGACGUCCAGUUUGGUAUGACCAAAGGUGGUGUCUGGCAGGUACCGAGGGGAAACAACUACGCCAUUAUGAAUGAGAGUUCAACCCACCCAGCCAAAAUCUUCUUUGCCCAAGGGUGCGAGAUGCAGAGUCAAUUCGAGGAUGGGGAUAGGGAUAGGCAGUCGCAGUCGCAGUCGCAGUCUUGA
Molecule: messenger RNA, 2385 nt
Organism: Aureobasidium namibiae CBS 147.97
Lineage: Eukaryota; Fungi; Ascomycota; Dothideomycetes; Dothideales; Saccotheciaceae
Exons: 4
Coding region: 1-2385 (794 amino acids)
Biological process (GO): kinetochore assembly; attachment of mitotic spindle microtubules to kinetochore; spindle attachment to meiosis I kinetochore
Cellular component (GO): kinetochore
Molecular function (GO): centromeric DNA binding
Source: RefSeq, a predicted model, not a curated record